AAGAACUUGGACUGUGAAGUUGUGUUAAAAAUAAAGUUUGUUUUCAUGUAAGAAGAAAAAACAUUUGACCAUGAACAUUAGAUUGCACUUAGUGUGUGAAUUAUAGAAUAUAUCGUGUAAAAAAUUGGGUGAGAAAACAAACGAUAUUUCUGUCAGUCAAUAUGCAAUCACUCGGGAAGAUUAUUGGUUGGAUAUUUCCGUUUGCAUUUGUCUUGAGUACUGUAAAUGGAUGUGAUUUUGUUGGACUCAAUCUGUGUACUUGGAAAUUGUCGCAGAAUGUAUCCGAAUCGAAAGAAUUUACUGUUUUACCUCAUAAAAGACAGAUUGAAAGUCUUUGUUUAUACAGAGGAGAAUUCAAGAACUGUUACACGCCCAAGUUAUUAAAAUGUUCAGAUGACUUGAUGUAUGUAUCUACGUUUGCGACGACACUGAAAACAGUCAACUUUAUAUGCACGUCAGGAUUUUCAGAUAUGGUUCUACAUGAUGCUUGUUGGAGAAAAACAGAGGUACAGAAUAGAUCUAAUGCUUGUUACAAGGACCAUGUAGAAAAUGUCAAGAGCCAACUUGAACAAAUAUCUAUGUUAGAUGAUGCAUACACAGAUCGAGUGAAACAAAAAUGGUGCAAAAUACUUCUUGGUUCUUACCAGUGUAUGCUGAAGUCUGUAAGUGACUCGUGUGGACAAUCGUCUGUAGAUGUUGUGACGGAUAUGAUGAACACGGUGUUUGAACAGAUGAACUCAAUAAUGUCAUGUCAAGAACACGAUAGAUCUACAUCUCAAAAAGAAUUUAUCAGUUUCUGGGAAUCCCUCAUAGAAAAUGGAGCAACAAAUACUUUUCAGGACUGGUCAAUGGUUACGGUCAUAAUAUCAGUAUUUGUAAUAUCAUAUCAAUAAAAAUAAGAAGCUUA
This is a messenger RNA of Mytilus trossulus (common blue mussel), 907 nucleotides long. RefSeq lists its product as uncharacterized. The transcript has 6 exons. The coding region runs from base 162 to 893 and encodes 243 amino acids. The record is from RefSeq and is a predicted model, not a curated record. Lineage: Eukaryota; Metazoa; Mollusca; Bivalvia; Mytilida; Mytilidae.